CAAGCAGCACAAAGCAGCAAUGGAGGCGCAUAUGCGAUUCAUGACGGCCACCUUUCUCCUCGUGCUCCUCUCUCUGUCCGCAGCCGCUCCGUCAGUUCGUGGCCAGGCGGUGGCGGCCGCGCCGGCUCCAGCGGCGGCUGCCCCGAAGACGAUCAAGGCGGUGCUGACCAAGGCCGGGCAGUUCACCAAGUUCCUCCAGCUGCUGCAGUCGACGCAGGAGGAGGAACAGAUCGACACCCAGCUCAAGGGCAAGGCCUCCACCGGCGCCGGCCUCACCGUCUUCGCGCCGCCCGACAACGCCUUCACCGCGCUCAAGUCCGGCACCCUCAACUCCCUCUCCGAUCAACAGAAGACGUCGCUGGUGCAGUUCCACGUGGUCUCCCAGCUGCUCCCCAUGGCGCAGUUCGACACGGUGAGCAACCCGCUGCGCACGCAGGCCGGCGACACCGGCAGGGGCAAGUACCCGCUCAACGUCACGUCCGACGGCGGCGGGAGGGUGAACAUCUCCACCGGCGUCGUCAACGCCUCCGUCGACGGCACGCUCUACACUGGCGAUAGGCUGGUGGUGUACCAGGUGGACAAGGUGCUGCUGCCGUGGGCGCUCUACGGGCCGCCCGUGCCCGCGCCCGUGCCGUUGCCGGCGGCGGACAAGGACAAGGACAAGAAGAAGGCCGGGCCGGUGGCGGUGGCCGACGCGCCGGAGGCCGAUACAGCCACGGCGUCCGCGGCGGCGCCCCGGGAGAUGCGGGGCCUCGGCGGCGGUCUCUGCAUGGUGGCCGUCGCCGUGGCGGCCGCGUGGUGUGGCAUGUGACGAUCGAGGAAGAGUGGCGGACAGUCGGAUGUUGCCAUGCAUUGGAUGUUUUGAUUUUCCCUUUUCUUCGUCGAGACUCGAGAGACGAGAGGUGCUCGAAUCGUUCGGUUUGUUUCGGUGUGUUGUUCUUCGUUUUGUUUAUGUUUUUUCGUAUGAUCCUUGUAAUUGCUGAAGCUUCGUAACGUUUCGGUCGGUAUUUUCCUCUUGUAGCAAAAGUAGCAAUAUUGAGUGCACGCUGGGCGCCACCUGGGUUCAAUUGAA
Triticum dicoccoides is the source of this 1072-nucleotide messenger RNA. Its product is annotated as fasciclin-like arabinogalactan protein 11. The record is from RefSeq and is a predicted model, not a curated record. NCBI's taxonomy places the organism in Eukaryota, Viridiplantae, Streptophyta, Magnoliopsida, Poales, Poaceae. Gene Ontology annotation, cellular component: plasma membrane. Gene Ontology annotation, biological process: plant-type secondary cell wall biogenesis. The coding region runs from base 20 to 811 and encodes 263 amino acids. The transcript has a single exon.